UUUUGGAAACUUGUGAAAAUUAAACCUGCUGGUGGAACUGCACUUCUGAAAGAAAAGUCUCAUAAAGGAUUGAUUAUGCUUUUUCCAAAUAUCUCAAAGGAUUUGACUGAUUGCUCUGAGUUUGGAAACAGAUCCUGUCCUGAGAACUUUAGGUCAGCAGGAAUACGAGGAGUAAUGUAUUUAUCCAUAACAGCAGUCUUCAUUCUCACCAUCUUUGGAAAUCUGGCCAUAAUCAUUUCCAUCUCAUAUUUCAAGCAGCUCCAUUCUCCAACCAAUUUCCUCAUUUUAUCCAUGUCUGUAACAGAUUUUCUGAUGGGCUUUGCCGUUAUGCCCUACAGUAUGGUGAGGUCUGUAGAGAACUGCUGGGUUUUUGGGAUUAUAUUCUGCAAGAUUCAUUACAGUUUUGACUUGAUGCUCAGUUUAGUUUCCAUUUUCCACCUUUGCUCCAUUGCUGUGGAUCGGUUUUAUGCAGUCUGCCACCCUCUGCAUUACCCCAGCACCAUGACUGCAGCAGCCAUAAAACAAAUCGUGGCUGUGUGCUGGUCAGUGCCUGCUGCUUUUGCUUUUGGGGUGGUUUUCUCAGAAGCUUAUGCUUCUGGAAUUGAGGGAUAUGCAAUGCUGAUUAAAUGCUUGGGGUUGUGCCCGAUUGUGUUCAACAAACUGUGGGGGGCUUUUUUAUUUACAGUUGGUUUAUUUGGUCCUGCUUGCAUUAUGAUAGGGAUUUAUGUUAAAAUUUUUACUGUCUCCCAAAGGCACACACUGCAGUUGAGUCAGGCACCCAGGCUCUCGAAAAAUAAUCAGAAACAUGAGCUUUCUAAGAAUAAAGAAAGGAAAGCUGCUAAGACUUUGAGUAUUGUUAUGCUGGGUUUCUUAAUAUGUUGGUUUCCUUGUUUUUUUGCAAUCUUAAUUGAUCCGUUUUUAAAUUUUUCCAGUCCUUUGCCUCUGUUUGAUUCUCUAAACUGGCUUGGAUAUCUAAAUUCUUUCUGCAAUCCAUUAAUAUAUGGAUUUUUCUAUCCAUGGUUUCGGAAAACAUUUAAAUAUAUCUUAGAAGGCAAAAUAUUAAAUCCACAUUUUCGUACAAUAAAAAUUUUAUCUGAAGAUCAGUCACAGUAAUAGAUUCUACUUGUGAGAGUAGCUCUAGAAAUGAAGAAGAAACAGUGGAUUACUGAAUAUUUAUGUUUCAGUAUGAGUGCGAUAUGAAAUGUAUGAGUCAGUCCUGUAGAAUUCUUUUUAAUUUCAGAAACUAUUUACAUACAGCGUAUAAACUCAUUAUUUCACCUAAUCUUGUAUUUAUGCAGCUAGUCUUUCUUAGGGUUCACUCUUAAUAACCCUAUACUGAACAUAUCCCAGGUUCAUAUAGUGAGAAAUUUGUCACCCUUUUAUGAAGGGGGCAUUAGCAGAUGUAUAGUCUCUUGCUAUUCUCAAGUAAAUAGAACA
Messenger RNA from Oenanthe melanoleuca, 1437 nucleotides. RefSeq names its product trace amine-associated receptor 2-like. Gene Ontology annotation, biological process: G protein-coupled receptor signaling pathway. Gene Ontology annotation, cellular component: membrane. The record is from RefSeq and is a predicted model, not a curated record. Gene Ontology annotation, molecular function: trace-amine receptor activity. The transcript has a single exon. Lineage: Eukaryota; Metazoa; Chordata; Aves; Passeriformes; Muscicapidae. The coding region runs from base 76 to 1113 and encodes 345 amino acids.